Sorex araneus (European shrew) is the source of this 1774-nucleotide messenger RNA. It is a transcript of the gene CDC45, whose product is annotated as cell division cycle 45. The record is from RefSeq and is a predicted model, not a curated record. NCBI's taxonomy places the organism in Eukaryota, Metazoa, Chordata, Mammalia, Eulipotyphla, Soricidae. Gene Ontology annotation, biological process: DNA replication initiation; double-strand break repair via break-induced replication; mitotic DNA replication preinitiation complex assembly. Gene Ontology annotation, molecular function: single-stranded DNA binding; DNA replication origin binding; chromatin binding. Gene Ontology annotation, cellular component: DNA replication preinitiation complex. The transcript is spliced from 18 exons. Bases 71 to 1774 code for a protein of 567 amino acids.
GGCGGGAGUCUUGACCGGCUCCUGGGUUCUCAGUUACCGCGCUCGCUCUGAGUCCCUCACCGCUGUGGUCAUGUUCGUGUCAGAUUUUCGCAAGGAAUUCUACGAGGUGGUUCAGAGCCAGAGGGUCCUUCUCUUUGUGGCCGCGGACGUGGACGCAUUGUGCGCGUGCAAGAUCCUUCAGGCCCUAUUCCAGUGUGACCACGUGCAGUAUACAUUGGUUCCAGUUUCUGGGUGGCAAGAACUUGAAACUGCGUAUCUUGAACAUAAAGAGCAGUUUCAUUAUUUUAUCCUCAUCAACUGUGGAGCUAAUGUAGACCUGUUGGAUAUCCUUCAACCUGAUGAAAACACCACGUUUUUUGUUUGUGACACUCACAGGCCAGUCAAUGUUGUGAAUGUGUACAACGAUACCCAGAUCAAACUACUCAUUAAACAAGAUGAUGACCUUGAAGUUCCUGCCUAUGAUGACAUCUUUAGGGAUGAUGAAGAGGAUGAAGAGCAUUCAGGAAAUGAAAGUGAAGAUGGGUCAGAGCCUUCUGAGAAGCGCACACGGUUAGAAGAAGAGAUAGUGGAGCAAACCAUGAAGAGGAGGCAGCGAAGGGAGUGGGAGGCCCGGAGGAGAGACAUCCUCUUUGAUUAUGAGCAGUAUGAGUAUCAUGGAACUUCUUCGGCCAUGGUGAUGUUUGACUUGGCGUGGAUGAUGUCCAAGGACCUGAAUGACAUGUUAUGGUGGGCCAUCGUGGGACUAACGGACCAGUGGGUGCAAGACAAGAUCACUCAAAUGAAGUAUGUGACCGACGUUGGCAUCCUGCAGCGCCACGUUUCCCGGCACAACCACCGCAACGAGGAUGAGGAGCAUGCCCUGUCUGUGGACUGCACACGCAUCUCCUUCGAGUACGACCUCCGCCUGGCGCUCUACCAGCACUGGUCCCUGCACGACAGCCUGUGCAACACAUGCUACACGGCUUCCAGGUUCAAGCUCUGGUCUGUGCAUGGGCAGAAGCGGCUCCAGGAGUUCCUGGCGGACAUGGGUCUCCCCCUGAAACAGGUGAAACAAAAGUUUCAGUCCAUGGACAUCUCCCUGAAGGAGAAUUUGCGGGAGAUGAUUGAAGAAUCUGCAAAUAAAUUUGGGAUGAAAGACAUGCGCAUACAGACUUUCAGCAUUCAUUUUGGGUUCAAGCAUAAGUUCCUGGCCAGCGAUGUGGUCUUUGCUACUAUGUCACUGAUGGAGAGCCCCGAGAAAGAUGACUCAGGGACAGAUAACUUCAUCCAGGCCCUGGAUUCACUCUCCAGGAGUAACCUGGACAAGCUGUACCGUGGCCUGGAACUCGCCAAGAAGCAGCUGCAAGCCACCCAGCAGACCAUCGCCAGCUGCCUCUGCACCAACCUGGUCAUCUCCCAGGGGCCCUUCCUCUACUGCUCCCUCAUGGAGGGCACUCCAGAUGUCAUGCUGUUCUCCAAACCAGCCUCCCUGAGCCUACUCAGCAGACAGCUUCUCAAGUCCUUUGUGUGUUCGACGAAGAACCGACGCUGCAAGCUGCUGCCCCUGGUGAUGGCAGCCCCGCUGAGCAUGGAGCAGGGCACAGUGACAGUGGUGGGCAUCCCACCGGAGACCGACACCUCGGACAGGAAGAACUUCUUUGGCAGGGCGUUUGAGAAGGCGGCAGAAGGUACCAAUUCCCGGACACUGCACAACCACUUUGACCUCUCAGUAAUUGAAUUGAAAGCAGAGGAUCGGAGCAAGUUUCUGGAUGCACUAGUUUCCCUCUUGUCCUGA